AGUGACAGAGAGACACAGAGCUGAGACAUGACGGCAAAGACGAAGCACAGCGACACGAUGGGAGCUGCCGGAGCAGGAAGCAGCAGCAGACAAGGCCCAGAAGGACUGUGGGACUCCGUGAAGAAAGCUGUGUUUGUCAUCGGAUCUGGAAUCUUAUUCUUGGCUGCAUUUGGCAACUCGCUGACAUGGCAUUUUCAGAAGUGCUGGGGAGCUUCAGGAGAUUUCUGGCAGAAUUUGUGGACCAAGCUGUACUUGAAGUUCGAGGGUCAUGAAUCAGCUUUGUUCUACUGUGGGACCAUGAUACUCCCAACUAUUGCGUUCUGGGGGACGAAUGCUCUGCUGCUAUUGGUGGACACCAGUGGUAAACCCUCUUUCAUCACUCGCUACCGCAUCCAAGUGGAAAAGAAUAACCCGGUGGAUCCUGUUAAGCUGCGCCAGGCGCUGAAGUGUGUCCUCUUCAACUGGUUAUGCAUCUCUGGGCCCAUGGUGGUGAUAGCUUACCACCUGAUGAGCUGGAAAGGAAAGCCCUGUGGCCCUGAGCUGCCCACCUUCCACUGGGCCCUGACUGAGCUGGCUGUCUUUGCCGUCGUGGAGGAACUUAUGUUUUACUAUUCUCACAGGCUGUUUCACCAUCCCAGCCUCUACAAGUAUUUCCACAAACAGCACCAUGAGUGGACUGCUCCCAUUGGAAUCGUCGCCAUCUACGCCCAUCCUCUGGAGCAUGUGCUCUCCAACACGCUGCCAGUAGUAAUUGGGCCUGUGCUCCUGGGCUCCCAUGUGAGCACCGCCUCCAUGUGGUACUGCCUGGCUCUAAUCAGCACCACCGUCUCCCACUGCGGAUACCACCUCCCCUUCCUGCCCUCACCCGAGUUCCACGACUACCACCACCUCAAGUUCAACCAGUGUUAUGGGGUAUUGGGCGUGCUGGACAGGCUCCACAGUACCGACACCAAAUUCAGGCAGACCAAACAGUAUGAACGCCACUCCCUGCUCACCAACUUCACCCCGCUGAACGAGAGCAUCCCCGACACACCCAAGAAGGGCCAGUGACGACUUUGCGACCUCUGACAUUUAUUUUCAGGCCAAUCAGUCUUUAGUGAUUGUUUGAUUCUGAUUGUUUUAAUCCAGAAAACCUGUUGCUCAUUUUUAGACUCUGGUCACUUUUUAUUUUUCUCUUUUUUUCCACGCAGAAAGGAUUUUGUUGCACUUCAUCAGACGUGCAGUUUUACGCAGUUUGGCGUCCAAGUUCACUGUCAGCGUGCAGUCGACUGCCACUUUGGUUAUUUUUAACCUGAUUUCAUCUCAUGUGACCUUGUCAAGCUGUUAUUUUAUUUGUUGGAACGGGUAACAUAUUUAAGCAUGAAUGUGGCCACAGUGACAAUUAUACCUGUGGUUUAUUAUCUUUGUUCCAAACCAUCAUGGAAAAGUUUGUCAUUGGUGCAUACAUCCUAAUUUGAUGACUUUAUUCAAAAUUAGAGGCUAAUGGAGUCAUUUUACAAGUCACGAGUACUCAGAAGUAUUUAAUUUACUGGACAGUUUCCUGCUGUAGUAGAUUUAAGAACUUGAACUAUGAUAAGCUUGACUGCAAUGCAAUGAUUAGUCAAUUAAGGUUGACUAUAAUGCAAUGAUUAGUCAAAUUGACUAGUCAAUCAACAGAAAAUUAAUCACUAUGUCGAUAAUCAACUAAUUUUCUUUUAUUUAAAGCAACAAUACUAAAGAUUUGCUGGUGCAGGAUAUUGAAUGUGAGGAUUUUAAGAUUUUCUGUGUCAUAUAUAUAUUAAACUGAAUCUCUUUGUAUUUUGGACUGUUCAGAUCAGACAUAACAUUUCAUAAACCAAACUUUAAAUGUUGAAAAAUAAUUGGUUUAAUUAAUCUGAUAGUGAAAAUGUAGAAGACUGAACACUGUCAUAACCUCCAAUGUUCAGCCCAGUUACCUUCAGUUAAUGUUUUUCUCACCUUUCGAAACACAAGCAGCUGCCUUUUUUUACUCAUAUUUCCACUCAUAUUUAAACACAUCUGUUCUUAUUCCGUCUCCAUCUGAUUAAACCAAAAUGUGGGAGGAAACAGAGAUUUCACUAACUUGUUUAAAAUGUUAGGACAAUGACCACUUAACACUUUUCUUUCUUUACAUGAAUACUAGAGUAAACACUAUUCUAAACACAUGAAUGAUGUAGUGUUAUGUAUUAAUUAUUGGAUACAUUUUUGUAUUAUAUGUAGAGUUUAAUAACAGCACUUCCAGUUCACCAGUCCAGACUCUUCUGCUGCGUUCACUUGUGGCUCAGACAGAAGAGAAUCUGUCUUCUACACCAAAAAGAGAGAACACACACAUGCACUUUUCCUUCUGUCGCACUCGGAGAACAGGAACAUACUGUUGAAUGUGUGUAUGUAUUACAGAAGGCCUCAGUGGUGUUUGUAUAAGAAAUGACUGUUGAAUUAAAAACAGCUUAUACUUUGA
Messenger RNA from Scomber scombrus (Atlantic mackerel), 2455 nucleotides. It is a transcript of the gene faxdc2, whose product is annotated as fatty acid hydroxylase domain containing 2. Bases 28 to 1050 code for a protein of 340 amino acids. NCBI's taxonomy places the organism in Eukaryota, Metazoa, Chordata, Actinopteri, Scombriformes, Scombridae. Gene Ontology annotation, biological process: sterol biosynthetic process. The transcript is spliced from 9 exons. Gene Ontology annotation, molecular function: C-4 methylsterol oxidase activity; iron ion binding. The record is from RefSeq and is a predicted model, not a curated record.